Notodromas monacha is the source of this 2526-nucleotide messenger RNA. The record is from the annotation of a GenBank genome assembly. NCBI's taxonomy places the organism in Eukaryota, Metazoa, Arthropoda, Ostracoda, Podocopida, Cyprididae.
AUGUCACCCCAGAAUUCCACUAAGCAGCAAACGGCGUCCAACAAGCCGGUGGCAGACGGAGGCGGCGGAGGAGUGACCAUGUCCGAGGAGAACAAGAAGAGCCUCUUGAAAUUCCUGGUCAUCUUCGCAGUGGCCUUGCUGGUCACAGCGACUGUGACCUGCACUGCCAUGUGGCUCAUGUCCCCAUCUGAAUCCGGGGUUGAUCGACCCGAUCUCAGUGGUCUCACGCCGUCGGCUUCGUAUAACUCCGCAUUCCUUCAAAAGGACGACGUGGACCGCCUUCGGGAGCAAGAGAUGAAAAAGCUCGAAGAACUAGCCAGGACUGAGAAAACUCGGUCCCGAGAAUCCGGGUUCGAACGGAGACCCGCCGUCGCAAGAGAGGAGAAGGAGGAGGAGGACGAGCAAGAGCAGGGCCUGCAGAACCCAGCAGAACCCAUGGUGCCGGUGUUCCCGAGCAGCAGCAGCAGCAGUUCCGGCGGCCCAGCGGGUACAGACGUGCACGACGGGUUCUUGUCCGCCAUACUUCAAUUGGCCAAUUUGCCGCCGCCGACUGGCGGCAUUUUCUCCGCUGCCGGUGGACCAAGCAGUGAAGGUCAUGGCACGCAUGACGGGUCCGACAAAAAGCGUGAAGGCCUGCAAAUCCCGAGCUUGGCAUCCCUGUUCUCCGCCGGAAUGAACGGCGACGCGUUUGCGCAGCUAUUCGGCAAUUUCACAUCAUCAUCACCGGGUUCGUCGCCGGGCUCCGAUGAGAACCCAGCGGACCUGACAGCAGCAGCAUCAGCACCCUCAGAAGGCCAGGACGACCCGGACUCUGCUCCAGGCACAGUCGAAGACCCCGGGUUCCGCCAGCAGGAAAACAACCCCGAUCCUGGACUCAUCGCCAGCAGUACCAACAAAAAACGCGUCAAGUCCCCGUCAUCGUCGCAACAACAACAACAGAAAAUGCGACGAAGCCAGCGACUCAAAUUCCGCUUCCGUGGCCCACUCGCAUUCCUCACCGUUUUCUCCUUUAGCGCAUUCAUCGUGGAGCUGUUGAACCACGCUCUGGGCGUGCGACCCGGGGGUUCCCAGCUGGGUCAGAAUGUCGUGCGGGCGUUUUCCGCUGGAGAGGACUCCAAGUGGCGCCAGUUCGAGGAGCCCGGGGACGCCGCUUUGGCGUACUUGCCGCCCGUCGACUAUGCUAAUUCCUUGACUCGGGCGCUGCUGAGUCUGGUGAAGGCCUGGCAGGGCGGCGGGGAGUUUUACGAGUGCGCCUGGAAGCUUUUCUGCGAGGACCUUAAUGAGUCGCUGGAUGUUCCUGGCACGCCUGGGGCACUCGCGAGGAUCAACAGGUCUGACGACGUGGACCGCCUUCGGGAGCAAGAGAUGAAAAAGCUCGAAGAAUUAGCCAGGACUGAGAAAACUCGGUCCCGCGAAUCCGGGUUCGAACGGAGACCCGCCGUCGCAAGAGAGGAGAAGGAGGAGGAGGACGAGCAAGAGCAGGGCCUGCAGAACCCAGCAGAACCCAUGGUGCCGGUGUUCCCGAGCAGCAGCAGCAGCAGUUCCGGCGGCCCAGCGGGUACAGACGUGCACGACGGGUUCUUGUCCGCCAUACUUCAAUUGGCCAAUUUGCCGCCGCCGACUGGCGGCAUUUUCUCCGCUGCCGGUGGACCAAGCAGUGAAGGUCAUGGCACGCAUGACGGGUCCGACAAAAAGCGUGAAGGCCUGCAAAUCCCGAGCUUGGCAUCCCUGUUCUCCGCCGGAAUGAACGGCGACGCGUUUGCGCAGCUAUUCGGCAAUUUCACAUCAUCAUCACCGGGUUCGUCGCCGGGCUCCGAUGAGAACCCAGCGGACCUGACAGCAGCAGCAUCAGCACCCUCAGAAGGCCAGGACGACCCGGACUCUGCUCCAGGCACAGUCGAAGACCCCGGGUUCCGCCAGCAGGAAAACAACCCCGAUCCUGGACUCAUCGCCAGCAGUACCAACAAAAAACGCGUCAAGUCCCCGUCAUCGUCGCAACAACAACAACAGAAAAUGCGACGAAGCCAGCGACUCAAAUUCCGCUUCCGUGGCCCACUCGCAUUCCUCACCGUUUUCUCCUUUAGCGCAUUCAUCGUGGAGCUGUUGAACCACGCUCUGGGCGUGCGACCCGGGGGUUCCCAGCUGGGUCAGAAUGUCGUGCGGGCGUUUUCCGCUGGAGAGGACUCCAAGUGGCGCCAGUUCGAGGAGCCCGGGGACGCCGCUUUGGCGUACUUGCCGCCCGUCGACUAUGCUAAUUCCUUGACUCGGGCGCUGCUGAGUCUGGUGAAGGCCUGGCAGGGCGGCGGGGAGUUUUACGAGUGCGCCUGGAAGCUUUUCUGCGAGGACCUUAAUGAGUCGCUGGAUGUUCCUGGCACGCCUGGGGCACUCGCGAGGAUCAACAGUGUUGGUUUGCGGGUUGGAUUCGGUUCGUUGCGGCACCGCGACAUGCCGGUUGCACUGAUGCGGUCGUUCAUCGGGGAGAAGAAGCCCAUGAAAUGCGGUCGUCUUUUCCACGGGUACGUAUAA